UGUGCAGAGAAGAAGGAAUUUUCUUCUCUCUCUUUGAAAUGAAGUUUUAUACCAUCUUUGCAUUUUUGCCGACUGUUGGUCUGUCCGUGGCUGGAACAUGCUCAGAGUAUACGAUAACAAAGAGUGUGGACUCUACUAUUCACAAGGCUUAUCAGUACCAGAGCCUGACAUUAGCUACCCUGAUAGAAUGUGCCUCCCACUGCCUGAGGGGGGCCAAGUGUAAAUCCCUCGCACACACGUCUUCACAGAUCUGUAAACUGUUCACAAAAUCUAAGGAGGACGACCCUGGCUUGGUCCAAACAGAGACAGGGACAUACUACGUCAGUAAAUCCGACCUUCCCACGGGGAUCGCUGGGACGUGCAGUGGACACAUUUGUGGAGAUGAUGACCUUUGCGUUCAGUCUGACACCACCUACCAAUGUAUUCCCGUUUAUGGAGGUAAGCGUUGCUCCGGACCACCGGGGGUGACAAACGCAGUAGUGGACUUCGAUGACCCCGAAACCCAUCCCUGGGGUACUGGGGACAACGUGAGAUUCAACUGCAGCAGCAACCUCGCCUCCACUGGGGGUCCCUCUGUUAUGACUUGUAUGGACACUGGCAUUUGGAGUUAUUCCUUCUCGUGUUAAAAUUCACUAAAGGCGUCCAUUGUGCAAUUAUAUAUGCUGCAUAAAAUUAAAGGCGAUUUUCGCCAGAGAAUUAAGUAUAAAACAGCUUGGUACUUCCCUGUUGCUAGACCAAUUUUGAUUCCACAAGAAAAAAAAAUAUUCUUCAACAGAGGAUUCAGAGCCAGUGCACCGAAGAAUUAUAUCAAACCGCCGGUUAUAUUUCAA
This is a messenger RNA of Saccostrea echinata, 830 nucleotides long. RefSeq lists its product as uncharacterized. The transcript has 3 exons. Lineage: Eukaryota; Metazoa; Mollusca; Bivalvia; Ostreida; Ostreidae. Bases 39 to 626 code for a protein of 195 amino acids. The record is from RefSeq and is a predicted model, not a curated record.